Molecule: messenger RNA, 3585 nt
Organism: Scophthalmus maximus (turbot)
Lineage: Eukaryota; Metazoa; Chordata; Actinopteri; Pleuronectiformes; Scophthalmidae
Product: transforming growth factor beta-3 proprotein
Exons: 7
Coding region: 647-1864 (405 amino acids)
Biological process (GO): transforming growth factor beta receptor signaling pathway; regulation of cell population proliferation; SMAD protein signal transduction
Cellular component (GO): extracellular region
Molecular function (GO): type III transforming growth factor beta receptor binding; cytokine activity; type II transforming growth factor beta receptor binding
Source: RefSeq, a predicted model, not a curated record
CGGAGCUGGUGUGUGCUGCGUCGCAGUGUGAGCCCUGUUGUGAUCUGGGCUCUCCCGGUCCCUCCUCCUCCUGCUCCAUCACGCGUCAGAAACGACCGGUAUAAAACACACGUGAGGCCCAGGCGAGCGCACACCAGUCGCGCGCGCCUCGUUCGACCUGCGGUCCGCCCGCCCGCUCACAGACGACGCGGAGGCUCGAGCUGUUGAACGAGACAGAGAAGGAGGGGAGCCAUGCCGAGCUGCGGGGCGACUUGAACCUGCACUGGACUGAGCACCAGAAUGCAAACGGCGAGUCUCGAGUGUGUGCUUAGUGAUAUUUGCGCCGGAUAAGUUCCACACACGCGGGAGACUUACUUCUGGCUCGGGCACUUUGGAUUGGCGACUGAUGGGCGAGCGCACGCGCGGAUUUCUGCUGAUAACAACGGGGACCGCCACGCGAAAGCGCACGAAGUGAGGAGGGUGUUUUCCUGCCCCCCCCCCCCCCCCCCCCCCCCGCCCCAUCACUAGCACCAGGGGAAGUGAAGAGAAACACCCGCAGCGCUUAUCGGCUCCAUCUGAAGGCUCACUGACACUGACCUCGGCAGCUGUCGCGCGGGGACUCUGCGCACAUUUUCUGCCGAGCGAACCAAAUGCGGAGAGAAGAACGAUGCAUUUGGGUAAAGCGUUACUGUUCGUCCUCCUCCUCAACUGCGCAACUCUGAGCUCCUGCCUGUCGACGUGUGCCACCGUGGAUAUUGACCAUGUGAAAAGGAAGAGGGUCGAGGCGAUACGGGGACAGAUCUUGAGCAAACUCCGCCUGACGAGUCCGCCGCACUCCCUCGGACCGAGUAAAAUCCCGUAUCAGAUCCAGGCAUUGUAUAACAGCACCAAGGAGCUACUGGAGGAGCUCGGGAGGAAUCGGCAGCAGAGUUGCGGUCUGGACAACACAGAGACAGAGUACUACGCCAAGGAGAUAUACAAAUUCAACAUGGUCUACGGACCGCCAGAGAACAACGAUCUGCUCUAUUGCCCAAAAGGCAUCACCUCUAAGGUUUUCCGCUUCAACGUCUCCGCCAUGGAGAGGAACUCAACCAACCUCUUCAGAGCAGAGUUUCGAGCUCUGAGGGUGCCAAACUCAAGCGCCAAGAGGAAUGAACAGCGGGUUGAGCUCUACCAGAUUGUGAGGCCGAAUGAACACAUCAGAAAACAACGCUACAUUGCAGCCAAGAAUGUGCUGACCAAAGGUACUGCAGAAUGGGUCUCCUUCGAUGUGACUGAGACAGUGCGGGAGUGGCUGAUCAACAGAGGAACUAAUCUGGGCCUGGAAAUCAGUGUGCACUGCCCCUGUCACACCUUCAAACCAAAUGGUGACAUCAUUGACAAUGAGAACGAGGUGCUAGAGGUGAAGUUCAAAGGCGUGGAUGGAGAUGAGGAGCACAGUCGCUUGGAUCUGGAUCCCCUGAAUAAGAAGUACCUGCCUCACCUUAUCCUCAUGAUGAUCCCACCCCACCGCUUGGACACCCAGCACACGCGCCGACGCAAGAGAGCACUGGACACAAACUACUGUUUCUCAAACACGGAGGAGAGCUGCUGUGUUCGCAAGCUCCACAUUGAUUUCCGGCGUGACUUGGACUGGAAGUGGAUCCAUGAGCCCAGUGGUUAUGAUGCAAACUACUGCUCUGGACCCUGCCCUUACCUAAGGAGCUCGGAUACAACACACAGCUCGCUGCUGAGCCUGUACAACACUCUGAAUCCAGAGGCAUCGGCUGCCCCCUGCUGUGUUCCUCAAGAGCUGGAACCUCUCACUAUACUCUACUACUCUGGGCGAACCCCGAAAGUGGAGCAGCUCUCCCACAUGAUUGUCAAGUCUUGCAAGUGUAGCUGAGAAGACAUUGGAAGGCGAGGUAGUGUGGCACGAUUUUACUAGGUACUGACCAAACCCAUGCUUGUUGACUUUUGGACUCUUAGCUGUGACAAAUACUUAAACUGACCCUGUGGACUCGUGGCUUAGAUCUGAAAACCACUCCGGAGGUCACACUUUGUUUUUUCAACGAUACAGAUUUUCUGAAAACUUGAGGUCAUCCAUUUCUAGUUUUGUAAAUGUUUUCCCACCCACUCAGUCUUUUCUAAAUUACUAGUAGUUAUUUUAAUCAUAAAAGGUCGAACCCAUACCAAACGCAUUAUUACAAUCAAGGUAUGAUCUUAAAAUAUUUGUCUAGAUUUACGAGAAUGGACAACAUGCGUCUUGUUAAAGCUAGAUUACGGAGUCUGGUACAAAUCCAUCUGUGACACAAUGAAUGAAUGAAAGAGACUUACUCUGUGUUAUAUUUUCUACUUCAGAGCGCGAGCAAAUAUUCCACAAAGUUCAAGUCAACACUUUCGGUAGAGCAGCUUUCCUGCUUCUAACCUUGGAACAGUAUCGUUAAUAGUCACAAAUAUAGACGGUGCUCUCCUGAAUGGUUGAAGAGUCCUUUCAGACUGGAUUCUAACUUGAACUUGCCUUAAGCUCUCUUCCCUUCAAACAGUGGGCAUUAUCUUCAAUCACAAAAGGAGAAAGGACAGACUUGCUGCUGUAUCCAAAGCCAUAGCUGUGGUCAGGGAAAAGGAGAGCCGAGAGAGAAUGCCUGUUGGAUUUGCAAUGGAAAGUGAAUGAACAAAGGAGUUGAGCCAAGCUUUUCUUUUUUUGGCCAGCCAGCAGCAAUGGCCUUUUUUUUCGGUGCAUCUAUUAGAACGGAUGGAAGAAGAAAAAGAAGAAGAAGAAGAAGAAGAAGAAGAAGAAAAAAAAGAGGGGACAUGUAUGCAAGGGAAGAACUGCGAUGGAAAGAAGCCAUGAGCACACUUCCUGCCAUUCACUGGAAGUUUUCAUCCCUAACAGGUUAAAAUUAUUUUUGGGACAUCACACAAUAUACUGGAAAAGAACGAGUGUUACACAACAGUUUUGGGUUUUUUAAAUGAGAUUUCUUUUACAUUAAUAACAGAUUUUGGUCUGUUAUGCAACUCGUCAUAUAGUGAUUGUUUCACUAACUGGGAUGAAAAUUGACGGAUCUCCAUUGGUGGAAACACUUUUGUAUUAAACCAUGAGUACUGAUACAUUUCCGUAUGAUGUAGAAAGGACAUGCAGCUUUUUUUUUUUUUUGUGCGAAAAGAAAUUAGUUUGACCUGUUGUAUUUGAUGUUUGACUAGAAUCUUACUGUAUUAAAAAGGUGACUUUCCCCAGAAAGGUAGAUCAGAGCAUUUUUCUCCAGCAUUUCCAGGAAUGUUUUUCCUAUCUACUUAACUGUCAACUUUCAGGACAGUGGUAACACUGCAGUCUUGUCUGCUCCAUCUCUGUUUGUUUUGGUGCUCUUUUUCAGUGUGAAGCCCUGAUAGAACAACAAAGGGAAGAGGGAGGGAGCAAAGCCAUUAUGUGACAGUGGCUGGAUGUACAGUUAGACCUCAUUUUUCUCUGAGUCAGGAGAGCGAUUCUGAAUCCCUGUACUGUUUGACGUUGACCCUGUCAGAGUCUUCUUGCCUUUAGGUGACAUUUAGGUGAUGUUUUUGGCAAUAAUAUUGUUUUAUGGUUGACUUAUUGAUCAUGAUUGUUAUUAAAAAACACAACAUGCAGAA